This is a messenger RNA of Musa acuminata AAA Group (dessert banana), 1695 nucleotides long. RefSeq lists its product as uncharacterized. The transcript is spliced from 2 exons. Bases 973 to 1629 code for a protein of 218 amino acids. The record is from RefSeq and is a predicted model, not a curated record. NCBI's taxonomy places the organism in Eukaryota, Viridiplantae, Streptophyta, Magnoliopsida, Zingiberales, Musaceae.
GCUAGCAUUCCUCCGAGCUGAUCCCUUUUUCUCUCCUGCUUCCGUCUAUCCAGGGGGUCGGGGGGUUAUUACCUAUUCGCCCGACCGGGCUUCCGGGUCAGCGGGGCUCCUUCCAGCAACAAGGGGUGGAAGGAGCGUUUCUUCUACGUAUGCCAUCCGGAGGGCUGGAGUUUUGGGCUCCGGUGGGCGGCGCGCGCCGUCGACAACACCGCCCCUGUCCUGGACAAGGAGGAGCACCAGGCCCUUCGAAGACUGAAGGAGAUUCUCUCGGCCUCCCGAGUCAUCCGAAAGAUGACCGAGGCAUGGCUGGUCGAGGCGGGUUUGAGCCCGGUGCCUCGAGAAAUGGUGAACCUUGUUGCUGUGCGCGAAGGGUGCUCUUCAUCAACCACAUCCCCGUGUCAUCCAGUUGGCUCGGGCAUCGGCACGAGGGAGGCGCCGGUGGAGCUCGAGGCCGGCCAUCCCCGGAAGAAGGCCAAGAUUACUGCCCAGAAGAAACCAAAUCCGCCAGGGGCUCGGGCAUGUGAAGUCGUUGUGGAGCCGGGCACACGCGACCGACGACGAGGACUUGGCUGGGGGGAGGCCGGGCCGAGCAACGAGGGGGCAGGGAAAGCGCCCAGGGAGCCCUCCAUUCGAGACUUGCGCCGCCUCCCUACGGGGGCGUCGAACGAGUCCUAUCAGGCGCGCUUGAUGGGCAAGCUUUCGAAGGGCCAACCCUCCGACCGAUUAGCGGCCCGUUGGGGGGGGUUGACCCGUGGGACCCGGGUAUGGGCCGACGGGGAAACUGCGGCUGCGUUCAUCCGAUGAGGGCUUCACCCUGAUAUGGCUCGCUCGUUGUAUACCAUGCCCUCGAAUGUCCUGCUAGUCAAAUCUGCGAAGUCAUUGCUGUGGGUUCACCUUUUCUCGCCAUUGGACCCCAACUUCCUGCCCGGGCGGCGUCGGUUCACCUUUUCUUUGUAGGGCCAACACUACACAAUGGUGUUGGCAGACCGCGUGCGUGACGCGGGUCGGACCCUCGGCAUUUUGUGCGACCGGAAUGCCGAGCUGCGCAAACAGCUCGACGAGGUCCGUGCGGGGGCGGCUCUGGAGGUGGUUGCAGCAGCCGAGCAAUGCUCCUCGGAGCUAGAGGCGGAAGUGACGCGCCUCAAGUCCGAGGCGACGGUGGCCGAUCAACGCACCUCGGCGCUGGAGGCAGAAGUCCUUCGCCUUAAAUCUGAGGUGAAGGCGGCUGAAGAGGAGAAGGAGGGGCUCCAAGGGCUCCUAAAGGUGACACGGACCGAGGCUCGUUUGGCUCGGAACAAGGUGGUCACCCUGACUGAAAAUCUGGAAGGGGCCCUGGCUGAGGCGAAGGGGGCUUCAGAGGCUCUAGCUGCUAAGCGGGAUCGGCGGCUAGAAAAAGAUAAGGAAAUAAUCGAGGGCUACAAACAGGCCUCGGGCUUCCAGCUUGGGCUGGUCCAGUCGGGGGAGGUAACUUACGAGUACGGGUACCAGAUUGCCCUAGGCCGAUUCAAAACGCGCUACCCCGAACUGGAAGUUGAGGUGGAUCCUUUUGCCUCGCACCCCGAGGACUUAGACGUAGAUAUGCCAGACGAGGUUCCCUUCGACGAUAGCGUCGGGGCUUCUAACGGCUAGGUUAGAAACUUGUAAUUCUCUAGGGGGUCGGUUUUGACCGUGUGAGUCAAGGUCGAGUUCUGUAAU